This is a messenger RNA of Colius striatus (speckled mousebird), 679 nucleotides long. RefSeq names its product izumo sperm-egg fusion protein 1-like. Gene Ontology annotation, molecular function: protein binding involved in heterotypic cell-cell adhesion; signaling receptor binding. Gene Ontology annotation, cellular component: acrosomal membrane; plasma membrane. Bases 33 to 581 code for a protein of 182 amino acids. The transcript has 4 exons. The record is from RefSeq and is a predicted model, not a curated record. NCBI's taxonomy places the organism in Eukaryota, Metazoa, Chordata, Aves, Coliiformes, Coliidae. Gene Ontology annotation, biological process: sperm-egg recognition; heterotypic cell-cell adhesion; fusion of sperm to egg plasma membrane involved in single fertilization.
GACACACACACUCCUGUGGCCCCCCAGGAAAGAUGGAGGUGAUGUGGAUCGAAUGCAGCUCGUGCAACGUCACCCUUUACGUCUGCAGCCGGACGGUGCAUUGCGGGGAGCGGCGUCUGUGGGUGGAGGAGGGGAAGGAGCUGCGUCUGGACUGCGGCCUGGCCUGGCACGAGCUGGCCCACGGCACCAAGAGCUACUGGUUCUACCGGCUGCGGGGCCACACGGAGGGUCCCCCCCAGCCCCAGGAGCAGCUCCAGGCCGAGAGCUCCGAGCCGGUGCUGGUGCAGAAGGGGGUGACGGCAGCGGCGGGGGGACGGUACCGCUGCGAGAUGCGGGACGCGCGGGGGGACGUCGCCUCCGAGCUCGUCUUUGACGUCGUGGUGACCCGCUCGUCCGCGCGCUCCCACCCGGCCCCGGCCCCGCCGGCCUCUGGCCCCGCUGCGGGGGGGGUCCCGGUGCCCACCAUCAUCAUCGCCAGCUGCAGCAGCGUCGUCGUGGUGGCCAUCGUGGUCAUGGGCUUGUGCCUCUGCCAACGGAUGCGCCGCAGCGCCCAGGGCCAGCAGAACCCUGAGCUCCCCUGAGACCCCCACAACCUCCCGGACCCACAGGACACCCAGGACCUCCAGGUAGCCCAGGAUCCCACAGGACCUCCAGGACUCCCAGGACCCCACACCCUCCC